Cucurbita moschata (crookneck pumpkin) is the source of this 1693-nucleotide messenger RNA. Its product is annotated as transmembrane protein 45B-like. Bases 481 to 1311 code for a protein of 276 amino acids. The transcript is spliced from 4 exons. The record is from RefSeq and is a predicted model, not a curated record. Lineage: Eukaryota; Viridiplantae; Streptophyta; Magnoliopsida; Cucurbitales; Cucurbitaceae.
CUUACAUUACAAAGUUGAUCAACCGCUGGCUUUACAGAGAGGAAUCAGAUUCUCCUCUUGCCGCCAUCGUCAACGCCACUUUCCACACGCGACUCUCUCUCUCUCUCUCUCUGUUUCGGUGCGUCAAAGCCUUUUUCGGGGACCGCAAAAGGGCUGCUUCUUCCGUGACAAACAAGGCCUCGCAUGGUGGGAUCGGCCCUCAAUCACCUUAUUAUGAAAUCGUUUCUCUGUCUUCUUCAUCAAUUAUUAGCUUCAAUAAUGCUCGUCUUUUCAUGCUCUGUGUUCUUGCUGUGUCUUCCGAGAAUUAUUGGUGCUCGUACUUGCUUUCACAAAGUAUUUCACGAAUCAUUCAGAAGAUUUGAGGAAGUUUCUGUGUUAAUUUACUGAAUGGAAGUGUUUUUUGGGGGGCAAAACAGAACAUGUUUUACUGGUAUAAGAGAAGAAGACGGAGAAAUAGAGUGGUAGAAGCGCUGUGAACAUAUGGGAUCUUUCAAGGGCCAUGUUCUUCCAGGGACGCUGUUUCUUCUGGUUGGUGUUUGGCACGUGUGGAGCGCUCUGCUUCGGUACGUGUCAAAUCCCAACUUGUUUCGCGUCCGUGUGUGGAACCCUGUGCCUGGCUUCAAUGGAAAACUCAAAUACUUGGAGCUUUAUGUUGUUGUCAUUGGGGGUUUCAUUGAUUUGUGCAUUGAGCUUUUGUAUUCAACUCACCUCAAGUUCUUCGUUAAUGGAGUUUUGAACCCUUCGCACAUGAACAACUUUGAACAUUCGGGGAUGCUUCUCAUGUUCUUCAUUUUUGGACUCAUCGCGCUGCUCUCUGAAAAGUCGAGAUUUGUUCGCCUACCAGAUGAAGCGCUUUGCCUGAUUGCUUCCACGGCAUUCUGCGCUGAGUAUCUAUUGUUUUACUUUCAUUCAACUACUCAUAAAGGCCUUGAAGGUUACUACCAUAUUCUCCUUGUCCUCUUGAUAGGCCUCUGCAUUUUGUCAACGGUUGCUGGAGCUAUUUUGCCUACCAGCUUUCCAGUCGACGUGUGCAGCGGCAUCGCCAUCACCCUUCAGGGCCUUUGGUUUUAUCAGACAGCCUUCACUCUGUAUGGUCCAAUGAUGCCUGAUGGUUGUCAGCUCAAGGACGAUAUGAUGGUCAUGUGUCAUUCAAAAGAUAGUGAGGUUAGAGGUGAAUUUCUUGCAAAUUUCCAGCUCUUUUCAAUGGUCCUCGGAGUUCUUGGCGGAGUCGUAGGAGUUUACUGCUUUGUAGCAGCAAAGUACGGGCGUUCUGACCUCGGGAGCUCGAAUGCCAUCCAUGCUCAAGACUAGAUUAUUUCCAGGGGAAAAGUAGCUUCCACAAACCAGGAAGAAAAGAAGGAAAAGGGAUGGAGAAUUGCAGUUGUGCCCUUUUACAGUUCACUUUGCAAUACUUUUGAGGCAAGUAGUUCUCUAUAAUCCUUCUCCAAUGACUUUCCACGAUCUUGUUGCUUGAGUUCUUUCUGUGUAAUCAUGUGCCAUUUUAUUCUUUUGGGGGACUUUGAUUGAAAAUUAUAGCUUCUUUUGGGCACCUCCCUUCACUAUUUACCCUAACCAACAACAUUUAAGAAUAACGGGUCGGGGCACCAACUUGAGCGUAGCUCCUCAGCUGGUUAAAACAUAUAUGUGUUCUAAAGGGUCAACUAUCGAGAUCUACCAAAUACUAUAUUAGAGU